AUGAAACGGUUAAUGAGCAAUUGGCGCCUGGAGACGGGCGCGGCAAAGCACGGGGCAGAGGGAGGGGAGAAGGGCGAGGUGGGCGAGCAGGGCGGGGCGGAGGGAGAGGAGGGGGAGGCAGAGGACAGGAUGAUGGAGAGGGGGAAGGGCGUGGAGGGCGAGGCGGCGGCCGAGCAGGGCGGGGCGGAGGGAGAGGAGGGCGAGGCAGAGGACAGGUUGAACAAGAGGGAGAAGGGAGUGGAGGGCGGGGCGGAGGGCGUGGCGUCGGGCGUGGAGGGCGCGGCGGAAAUCGUGGAGCGGGUCAACUUGGCCGCGGGGCUGGAGGUAGAGGAAGGGGCGAAGGAAUGGGACGAGGAAGAGGAAGGGGUGCCACAGCCCUCCCUCUGCCAUCUCUCCGCCCUUGCCUCCCUGCCAUUGACAGGAGAUCCACGGGGAGGAGGGAGGGAGAGGCGGGGGUGUGCAUGGGCCUCUCUGCUCCUAUUGGGCUAUUUUCAGCCCCGCUGUUCUCACCCAGCCCUCCCUCUGCCAUCUCUCCGCCCUUGCCUCCCUGCCAUUGACAGGAGAUGCACGGAGGAGGAGGGAGGGAGAGGCGGGGGUGUGCAUGGGCCUCUCUGCUCCUAUUGGGCUAUUUUCAGCCCCGCUGUUCUCACCCAGCCCUCCCUCUGCCAUCUCUCCGCCCUUGCCUCCCUGCCAUUGACAGGAGAUGCACGGAGGAGGAGGGAGGGAGAGGCGGGGGUGUGCAUGGGCCUCUCUGCUCCUAUUGGGAUAUUUUCAGCCCCGCACCCCGCAGUUCUCACCCAGCCCUACCUCUGCCAUCUCUCCGCCCUUGCCUCCCUGCCAUUGACAGGAGAUGCACGGGGAGGAGGGAGGGAGAGGCGGGGGUGUGCAUGGGCCUCUCUGCUCCUAUUGGGCUAUUUUCAGCCCCGCUGUUCUCACCCAGCCCUCCCUCUGCCAUCUCUCCGCCCUUGCCUCCCUGCCAUUGACAGGAGAUGCACGGAGGAGGAGGGAGGGAGAGGCGGGGGUGUGCAUGGGCCUCUCUGCUCCUAUUGGGCUAUUUUCAGCCCCGCUGUUCUCACCCAGCCCUACCUCUGCCAUCUCUCCGCCCUUGCCUCCCUGCCAUUGACAGGAGAUGCACGGGGAGGAGGGAGGGAGAGGCGGGGCCCCGCUGUUCUCACCCAGCCCUACCUCUGCCAUCUCUCCGCCCUUGCCUCCCUGCCAUUGACAGGAGAUGCACGGGGAGGAGGGAGGGAGAGGCGGGGGUGUGCAUGGGCCUCUCUGCUCCUAUUGGGCUAUUUUCAGCCCCGCAGUUCUCACCCAGCCCUACCUCUGCCAUCUCUCCGCCCUUGCCUCCCUGCCAUUGACAGGAGAUGCACGGAGGAGGAGGGAGGGAGAGGCGGGGGUGUGCAUGGGCCUCUCUGCUCCUAUUGGGCUAUUUUCAGCCCCGCUGUUCUCACCAAGCCCUCCCUCUGCCAUCUCUCCGCCCUUGCCUCCCUGCCAUUGACAGGAGAUGCACGGAGGAGGAGGGAGGGAGAGGCGGGGGUGUGCAUGGGCCUCUCUGCUCCUAUUGGGCUAUUUUCAGCCCCGCUCCCCGCUGUUCUCACCCAGCCCUACCUCUGCCAUCUCUCCGCCCUUGCCUCCCUGCCAUUGACAGGAGAUGCACGGGGAGGAGGGAGGGAGAGGCGGGGGUGUGCAUGGGCCUCUCUGCUCCUAUUGGGCUAUUUUCAGCCCCGCUGUUCUCACCCAGCCCUCCCUCUGCCAUCUCUCCGCCCUUGCCUCCCUGCCAUUGACAGGAGAUGCACGGAGGAGGAGGGAGGGAGAGGCGGGGGUGUGCAUGGGCCUCUCUGCUCCUAUUGGGCUAUUUUCAGCCCCGCUGUUCUCACCCAGCCCUCCCUCUGCCAUCUCUCCGCCCUUGCCUCCCUGCCAUUGACAGGAGAUGCACGGGGAGGAGGGAGGGAGAGGCGGGGGUGUGCAUGGGCCUCUCUGCUCCUAUUGGGCUAUUUUCAGCCCCGCUGUUCUCACCCAGCCCUCCCUCUGCCAUCUCUCCGCCCUUGCCUCCCUGCCAUUGACAGGAGAUGCACGGAGGAGGAUGGAGGGAGAGGCGGGGGUGUGCAUGGGCCUCUCUGCUCCUAUUGGGCUAUUUUCAGCCCCGCUGUUCUCACCCAGCCCUCCCUCUGCCAUCUCUCCGCCCUUGCCUCCCUGCCAUUGACAGGAGAUGCACGGAGGAGGAGGGUGGGAGAGGCGGGGCCCCGCUGUUCUCACCCAGCCCUCCCUCUGCCAUCUCUCCGCCCUUGCCUCCCUGCCAUUGACAGGAGAUGCACGGAGGAGGAGGGAGGGAGAGGCGGGGGUGUGCAUGGGCCUCUCUGCUCCUAUUGGGCUAUUUUCAGCCCCGCAGUUCUCACCCAGCCCUCCCUCUGCCAUCUCUCCGCCCUUGCCUCCCUGCCAUUGACAGGAGAUGCACGGAGGAGGAGGGAGGGAGAGGCGGGGGUGUGCAUGGGCCUCUCUGCUCCUAUUGGGCUAUUUUCAGCCCCGCUCCCCGCUGUUCUCACCCAGCCCUCCCUCUGCCAUCUCUCCGCCCUUGCCUCCCUGCCAUUGACAGGAGAUGCACGGAGGAGGAGGGAGGGAGAGGCGGGGGUGUGCAUGGGCCUCUCUGCUCCUAUUGGGCUAUUUUCAGCCCCGCUGUUCUCACCCAGCCCUACCUCUGCCAUCUCUCCGCCCUUGCCUCCCUGCCAUUGA
Closterium sp. Naga37s-1 is the source of this 2733-nucleotide messenger RNA. Lineage: Eukaryota; Viridiplantae; Streptophyta; Zygnematophyceae; Desmidiales; Closteriaceae. The record is from the annotation of a GenBank genome assembly.